AUAAAAACAACCCUGCUUGUGAUCUGCUCACCGAUCUGACAGAUACGUCAUAAAACAUUUUCACGCUCGUAGAUUUUUAUUCGAAGAAAGCACUGAUUCAAAAUGUUCGCUCGCCUUGCAAACGUUUCUCGCACUGGAAUGACCAAUAUGGUCCGCCACGCGCACUCCCACGGUGGAAUUCCCGGCGAGAACUUACCGUUCAGCCUGAACAACCGAUAUAAACUCACCGCUUUGUUUAUUGUAUUUUUCGGCUCCGGCUUGGGAGCACCUUUCUUCGUUCUUCGUCAUCAGUUACUGAAGCAGUAAAAAUUCGAAAGUUUAGCAUAAUGGCAAGGAUAAGAUAAAAGUGUUUUGCGUAGGAAAAAAGUGAAAUUAUAAUAAAGGCUCGAGUGGAAUAAAGCCAUCUA
Malaya genurostris is the source of this 407-nucleotide messenger RNA. Its product is annotated as cytochrome c oxidase subunit 7C, mitochondrial-like. The coding region runs from base 103 to 306 and encodes 67 amino acids. Lineage: Eukaryota; Metazoa; Arthropoda; Insecta; Diptera; Culicidae. Gene Ontology annotation, biological process: mitochondrial electron transport, cytochrome c to oxygen. The record is from RefSeq and is a predicted model, not a curated record. The transcript has 3 exons.